Messenger RNA from Schistosoma turkestanicum, 1467 nucleotides. The record is from the annotation of a GenBank genome assembly. NCBI's taxonomy places the organism in Eukaryota, Metazoa, Platyhelminthes, Trematoda, Strigeidida, Schistosomatidae.
GAUCUCUCAAGGUCGUUGAGGCCGGGAGCGGGCUUUAAUUCGGCGUUUGCGUCAAUACUGGUGAUAUUGGUUGUCUUCAUUGGCUGAUAUUUGCACUUUCAAGGACUCAAAAGUGCACAUGCUUGAAUGAAUGUUUACUUACACCGAAUGCCAAUGGUUCGAUCUACGUUUUGAAAUCAAGUAACUUGAAGCCUAGAAAGUUAACUAAAUCAUGCUGUGGAUAAUCUUAUUUAUUGGAGGUAACAUCACCUCAUUCAUUUUGUGGCUAUGUCUUUUACUUCUUGCACAAAGUAAAAGGAAAAAAGUAAAACAGCCAGUCCUCGUUGUUACUGCACAUCCAGAUGAUGAAUCUAUGUUCUUCGCUCCGACUAUACUCAACCUAGUGAAUAGCGGACACGACGUCGAUCUACUUUGUUUUACAACUGGAAAUUACGAUGGGCUUGGUAGUAAAAGGAAACUUGAACUGGAGAUCGCUAUGAAGAAAUUGGGGAUCCGGCGUUCAGUCAUAAUUGAUUCAGAUAAAUUUAAAGAUGGUCCUAAUUCAUGUUGGCCAACAAAAGAUUUAGUUGAUAUCGUUUGUCAAACAUGUCAAAAGUUCCGUUCUCGUUCUGUGAUAAGUUUCGAUGAAUUUGGUGUAAGCGGGCAUAGAAACCACUGCGUAAUUGCUGAAGCCUUGAACAAAGCACAUAAGGGCAAGCUCAUCCCUCAGCUGUAUGGCUUACAAAGCGUUUCUAUUUUGCGUAAAUAUUGUUUCUUAAUUGAUCUUAUCAUUUCUGUGUUGUCUAGAGAGGACUUCAUUUGUUCACCUUUCCAGUUAAUGUACGUUCCUUAUCUUAGCAUGAUAAGUCAUAAAUCACAGUUAGUGUGGUUCAGAUGGCUAUAUAUGUACUUUUCUGUCUAUAUGUUUAAAAACUGUAUCGUACAAUAUGAACAUUAUUCUUGACGAGUUUUGUAACAUUCAUCUGAUAUAUCUACAGUUCGUUUUCUCAUUCGUUCAAUACUUUUCCUCAGUAUUUUGAUUAAUAUCACAAUUUCGGCUACUGUCCAAAAGUCCCCCGGUCUUGAAAAUACAAAAAUUAUUAAUUACAUCAAGUGAUUAUAUUUUUAGGAUUGAAGUCAGGUAAUAAUGUGUUAUAAGCAAGUCAUUAGAGAACUAUGCUAUAAUGUUUCUGUAUUCACGAACACCAAUGAUUUGAUAUACGUUUUGAUGCAAGAUAACUCUGGACGUAAGUACACAUACAAAAGCUUUCCAAAUGUACUUCGAACCAUCAGCAUCCAAUACAACCUGUUUCAUCUGGUAAUUAAAAUCUUUGAUUGAAUUUUAUGGAAUAUGAACACUGUGUUCAUCUUGUAAGAUAAAAUAAAGUAGCGUUAAAUAUUGUCUUAAUUAUUAUGCAGAUAAUCAAAAAUCAGAAAAUUACCAAGAGUAAUAUCACUUCCUACUUUUCGGACGUUUAUGAUCUUCCA